This is a messenger RNA of Toxotes jaculatrix (banded archerfish), 1512 nucleotides long. It is a transcript of the gene serbp1b, whose product is annotated as SERPINE1 mRNA binding protein 1b. The record is from RefSeq and is a predicted model, not a curated record. The transcript is spliced from 10 exons. Gene Ontology annotation, cellular component: nucleus; cytoplasm. Gene Ontology annotation, molecular function: mRNA 3'-UTR binding. NCBI's taxonomy places the organism in Eukaryota, Metazoa, Chordata, Actinopteri, Toxotidae. Bases 107 to 1333 code for a protein of 408 amino acids.
GGAAGAGAAGGGGCAGCUCUCCCAGCCAUCUUGUGGCAGCAUCCAGCGAAUUGUUCGCAUCAAGCCUCGUAGAAUCGGAGGUGAAUCCCGCUGAAGGGGCGCCAUCAUGCCCGGACACCUGCAAGAAGGCUUCGGCUGCGUCGUAACCAACCGGUUCGACCAGUUAUUGGACGAUGAGUCCGACCCGUUCGAGAUCCUGAAAGCCGCUGAAAACAAGAAGAAGGAGGGGGCCGCCGCUGGUUCCACCAAGACCGCGGCUCAAGCCGCCAAGCAGCCGAAGAAGGAGUCACAGAAGGACAGGAAGAACCCGCUGCUGGACAAGAAGGAGGAGUCCCAGGCUCCAGUCCCCCUGAAGAAAGAGGGUAUCAGGCGGGUGGGCCGAAGACCGGACCAGCAGGGCCAGCCUGGUUCCCAGCACCAGGCUGGGCAGGGCGAAGGGCGACCUGGAGACAAGAGGCCGGACCGGAGACCUCCUCGAGAGCGCCGUUUCGAGAAGCCCGCAGAGGACAAGCCUGAGGGAGGCGCAGAGUUCUCUGUAGACAAGCCUUCUGGAGACAGGCCCCCUAGAGGGCGUGGUGGCGGCCGGGGUGGACGUGGUGGAAGAGGACGGAGCAUGGGCCGAGGAGAGGGCUUCGACUCACGUGGGAAACGGGACUUCGACAGACACAGCGGCAGUGACAAAUCCAAUCAGAAAACUGAGGAGAAGCGCAGUGGCAGCGGCUCACACAACUGGGGCAACGUGAAGGAUGAAGUGAGUGAGGCUGAACAGACUAGUGCUGCUCCUGAGACGACCCCAGAAGGAGAGGAAACUGCACCUGCCGGCUCUGAGAACAAGGAGAAUGAGGUUGAAGAAGUGAAAAACGAAGGCCCCAAAGAAAUGACCCUGGACGAGUGGAAGGCCAUGCAGGACAAGGAGCGCACCAAGGUGGAGUUCAACAUCCGUAAGCCCAACGAGGGAGCCGACAGCCAGUGGAAGAAAGGAUACGUGCUGCACAAGUCCAAGAGUGAAGAUAGGCCCGUCGGUGCUUUGAUUGACGCCUCAGAGACGGAAGCAGACUCAAACACUCUUUACCACAAGGAAAUGCAGGCCGGUGCUGACGAGUCCAGUGACCACCAUUUCCGCAAACCAGCCAACGACAUCACAUCUCAGCUGGAGAUCAACUUUGGAGACCUUGGCCGUCCCGGCCGCGGGCGCGGGGGAGCGCGUGGGGGCAGGGGAGGCCGCGGCGGGGGAGGCAGCAGGACGGCACGCGGGGGAGGACGGUCCGAAAAGGCUAGUGGAGUGUCAGUCCCCAACGUGGAUGAUCCUGAGGCCUUCCCAGCCCUGGCCUAAAAGCUCCUUUUCCACCACCAGCCCACCCAUCAGCCCUUCCGGGCCCCUCCUCUACGAGGCUUGCAUGCUUACCACAUCUUCAAGUAUAUAAGAAAACAGAGAAAAAAAAAAAAGAUUUUAAUGACAAAAAAAGACUGUCAUCCCAUACCACUCACACCACCAGAGGACUAAAAAUUUUA